This is a messenger RNA of Periophthalmus magnuspinnatus, 1420 nucleotides long. RefSeq names its product proteasome 26S subunit, ATPase 6 (gene psmc6). Gene Ontology annotation, biological process: positive regulation of RNA polymerase II transcription preinitiation complex assembly. Gene Ontology annotation, molecular function: ATP hydrolysis activity; proteasome-activating activity; ATP binding. Gene Ontology annotation, cellular component: cytosolic proteasome complex; proteasome regulatory particle, base subcomplex. The record is from RefSeq and is a predicted model, not a curated record. The coding region runs from base 72 to 1241 and encodes 389 amino acids. NCBI's taxonomy places the organism in Eukaryota, Metazoa, Chordata, Actinopteri, Gobiiformes, Gobiidae. The transcript is spliced from 14 exons.
CGCACUAAAGCAGUUUGUCCCUGCCUUUGAUCAGCAGAGAAGUAGAAGUGAGUUUUGUGCAGAGCAUCAUCAUGGCGGACACCAGAGAGAAAGCGCUACAAGACUACAGGAAAAAACUACUGGAACAUAAAGAGGUGGACGGGAGAUUAAAAGAAUUGAGGGAACAGCUGAGAGAACAGACAAAGCAGUAUGAAAAAUCUGAAAAUGACUUGAAGGCUCUGCAAAGUGUUGGACAGAUUGUUGGAGAAGUGCUUAAACAGCUUACUGAGGAAAAAUUUAUUGUAAAAGCUACAAAUGGUCCAAGAUAUGUGGUUGGAUGUCGCAGACAGUUGGAUAAGUCCCAGUUAAAGCCCGGUACCAGAGUGGCUUUGGACAUGACCACUCUCACAAUAAUGAGGUAUCUGCCCCGAGAGGUGGACCCACUGGUGUACAAUAUGUCCCACGAGGACCCUGGUAGUGUUUCCUACUCAGAGAUUGGUGGCUUGAGUGAACAGAUCCGGGAACUUAGAGAGGUUAUUGAGCUGCCCUUAACAAACCCUGAACUUUUCCAGAGAGUUGGGAUCAUUCCUCCUAAAGGCUGUCUACUUUAUGGACCACCAGGCACUGGAAAAACUCUUCUUGCUAGAGCAGUGGCCAGUCAGCUGGACUGCAACUUCCUCAAAGUGGUAUCCAGCUCCAUCGUUGACAAAUAUAUUGGUGAAAGUGCCAGGCUCAUCAGGGAGAUGUUCAACUACGCCCGAGACCAUCAGCCCUGUAUCAUAUUUAUGGAUGAAAUUGAUGCUAUUGGUGGGCGACGCUUUUCUGAGGGCACUUCUGCUGACAGAGAAAUCCAGAGAACUCUCAUGGAGCUUCUCAACCAGAUGGAUGGCUUUGACACGUUGCACAGAGUCAAGAUGAUCAUGGCCACAAACAGGCCAGACACUCUGGACCCAGCUCUGCUGCGUCCUGGCAGGCUUGACCGCAAAAUCCACAUAGAGUUGCCAAAUGAGCAGGCUCGUCUGGACAUCCUGAAGAUUCACUCCAGUCCAAUAACCAAGCAUGGAGAACUUGAUUAUGAAGCCAUUGUAAAGCUGUCUGAUGGUUUUAACGGAGCUGAUCUGAGGAAUGUGUGCACAGAAGCAGGUUUAUUUGCCAUCCGCUCAGACAGGGAAUAUGUGACACAAGAAGACUUCAUGAAGGCCGUCCGCAAAGUGGCCGAUUCAAAGAAACUUGAGUCCAAGUUGGACUAUAAGCCUGUAUAAAAUAUAUGCUACAACUAUUUGCUUUACUUUACAGUGUCACUGCAUUUGGUGAAUUUGCUCUAUUGUGUGCCUCAGUUUGUAUGUCGUAAUUGGGAGGCAGAAAGUUUUCCAUGUUAAAAUUCUAUACUCUUGAUAUAUGCGUUCUAUUGGAAGGCAUCAAUAAAUUGAAGUAAAAUGUA